This is a messenger RNA of Neurospora hispaniola, 894 nucleotides long. RefSeq lists its product as uncharacterized. The coding region runs from base 1 to 894 and encodes 297 amino acids. Lineage: Eukaryota; Fungi; Ascomycota; Sordariomycetes; Sordariales; Sordariaceae. The transcript has 2 exons. The record is from RefSeq and is a predicted model, not a curated record. Gene Ontology annotation, molecular function: oxidoreductase activity.
AUGACCUUCACCACCUCAGAAGACCGCGUCCCCCGCGGUGACGUCGUCGCCCCCCUGAACUUCUACGAGCCCCCUUCGGACGGCUCAAGCCCCUUCAACAACAUCGACCCGGCCCCCGGCGUUCCCGAGCGUAACUACUCUUACCAAACCCUCUCCGUCACCAUCCGCGACAUCCGCGGUCUUGAGUCUUCCUUCACACUCGACAACGACGCCUUCCAGAUCCUCCAAGGCCUCCCCCCAUCCGCCGAAGAAGACCCUGCAAAGAACGGCUCCAACUUCACCUCCGACGCCUCCAUUUCCCAACUCUACUACCCCGAAGUCACCCGCCUCCUUCUGGACACCAUCCCCGGUUCCAACAAAGUCAUCAUCUUCGACCACACCAUCCGCCGCACCUCCCCCUCUGCGCCCCGCGGCCCCGUGCAGCGCGUACACAUUGACCAAACCGCCACUUCCGUCGCGCAACGUGUGCGCCGACACGCUUCCUCCCCUGAGGAGGCCGAGCGGUUGUUGCAAGGGAGGUACCGCAUCGUCAACGUGUGGCGGCCGCUGAACAAAGGGCCCGUGGAAAGCUACCCGCUGGCGUUUGCCAGUUCGCAGACGGUAGAAGACAAAGAUAUAGUGCCCGUCGAGCAUCGGUAUAAGAAUGGAUAUACCGGUCAGACGGCCGGGGUGCUACAUGAUGAAGGGCAAAAGUGGUACUUUUUGAGCGGCAUGACGGGCGACGAAAGGAUUCUGUUGGAGUGCUUUGAUAGUUGGGCAGGCAAAGAGGACCUGGAGGAGGGGAGGAAGGUGAAAGGGGGAAGGGUGCCGCAUACGGCUUUUGAGGAUCCGAGACAGAGAGCGGAUGCCGAGGGACGGGAGAGCAUUGAGAAGGCGGGUUGCGGUAUUCUCUGA